Molecule: messenger RNA, 9287 nt
Organism: Monomorium pharaonis (pharaoh ant)
Lineage: Eukaryota; Metazoa; Arthropoda; Insecta; Hymenoptera; Formicidae
Exons: 32
Coding region: 308-8878 (2856 amino acids)
Biological process (GO): proteolysis; peptide catabolic process
Cellular component (GO): cytoplasm
Molecular function (GO): peptide binding; metalloaminopeptidase activity; zinc ion binding
Source: RefSeq, a predicted model, not a curated record
AUCUCUCAUUCCAUCGAGAACCGUUUGUGCGACAUAUUCGUUUAGAAAGGUGCUGUGAAAAUCGGAUGCCUCAAUCGUUCGCGAUAUACGUGUAACCAAGUCUCACUAUAUCAAAAUUACUUCGUUUAAACGUAACUAGUAUAUUAGGAGAAGUGAAACAAGACACAGUAUUAUUGGAUACAAUAUAUUUUUGCUUAUUUGUAUAGACAGAGUAACGGACGUUUAAAAUUGUGAGCUAUAAAAAAGUUAUACAAACCAUGAAAAAACGAUAAUACUAGUCAUAAAUGUGAUAAAACCUUUAAUAAAGAUGAGGACCUUUCGAAGUUAUUUCUUAUUUUGUACUCUAAUCACGUUACUCAGUGGAAACGCAGCAGAUAAGUCUCCAUUUCAUGAUGAUAUACUUACGAAAAAUGCGGAUGUCUCACAAAAUGAUGUCUACCCUGACUACAGAUUACCAACAAAGAUUAAACCCAUUUCGUACGAGAUUAUUCUGAGUCCAAAUUUCACGGACUUUACAUUUAACGGUAUCACAAAAAUUAAUGUCAUUGUAGCACAAGAAACUAAAAGUAUUACGCUACACGUGGGAAAUAUCAAAAUCGAAACAGUGUCUGUUGUGCCCUUUCGUCAAAAUGAACUUUCGAUUUCUUAUGAGAAUAUUACUGAAAAGUACACUAUUACUCUUCCUAAAACAGUCUUAGAAGAUGAGGAAUUAUUAAUUGCCUUUGAAUACAAUGGGAUCUUAUCCGACAAUAUGAUCGGAUUUUAUAGAAGUUCUUAUGUCGAUCAAAACGGAAACAUUAAAUGGCUAGCUGCUACACAAUUUCAAACGACACAUGCGAGACAUGCUUUUCCAUGCUUCGAUGAACCGAGUUUUAAGGCAAACUUCUUAAUUCGCAUAGUAAGAGACGACAAUUAUAAGACCAUUAGUAAUAUGCCAUUGGAAAAAUCUGAAAAACUGGAACCGGAAUCCAAUAGGACCUGGGAUAUUUUUAAACAAAGCUCGCCAAUGUCCACUUACUUAGUGGCCUUUAUCGUAUCGGAAUUUAGUUCUCUUCCUCCUGGAGAAAGUGUUGGAAAUUACUUUAAAGUAUGGUCCAAACCACUUACCAUCAAUCAAGCUGAUUACGCUUUGAAAGUCGGCACUGAUGCCCUCGAACUGUUUGAGAGCAAAUUCGGGCGUAAUUUAUUUCCUAAAACGGACAUGGUGGCCGUGCCUGACUUCUCAGCCGGGGCCAUGGAAAAUUGGGGAUUGGUUACAUUUCGCGAAAGUCGAAUGCUGUACGACCCGAUAGAAUCAUCGAUAGCAGCGCAGCAGAGCGUGACUUCCGUGAUUGUUCACGAGUUAUCGCACAUGUGGUUCGGGAAUUCGGUGACACCAGAAUGGUGGAGCUACCUUUGGCUUAGCGAAGGAUUCGCCAGAUAUUUCCAGUAUUUUGUUACCGCGGAGCUUAAUCCAACAUGGAACAUGGAGCAACAAUUUGUGGUGGAGCAACAUCAAUCUGCAUUAAUAGCGGAUGGUCUAGAAUCAUCUCUUUCGAUGACUCGAGACGUUUCCAAUAAAUCGCAAAUUGCAGGAAUAGGAGACACUAUUACUUAUAACAAGGGAGCUAGUAUUGUUCGUAUGAUGAGCCUCUUAUUCGGAAACCAAGUUUUCGGAGACGCAAUAAAAGAAUACAUAAAAUCCAAUGAAAACGGAUUGGGCCAUCCAGAUAAAUUAUGGCAAGCAAUACAGAAAGAAAUAGAGAAUCCAAAGAUACAGAAAGGAAUAGAUAAAGAUUUAAUCAUUAAUGUAAAAGAGGUAAUGGAUACUUGGACUACAAAACCCGGAUACCCCGUUAUAUCAAUUGCCAUUAAUGAGACCGGACAAGUGACAAUUACUCAAGAACGCUUUCUUCUGAGAAACGUGGAUAAUACUCCUAAAGAUAUCACUUGGUCUAUCCCACUCACGUUUGCACAAAACAAAAAAGAUUUUGAGACUGUGAAAAUCAAACAUUUGCUAUCUGAAAAAGAAAGUACCGUAAACCUCAAAAUUGAUCCAGAAGGAUGGACCAUAUUUAACGUUCAAUCAUCAGGUUUUUAUCGCGUAAAUUAUGACACUCUCGGAUGGCAGAAAAUUAUUAGUUUAUUGAAAAGCAAAAAAAUGGAAGACGUUCAUGUAUUAAAUAGAGCUGGCAUCGUAGAUGAUUUGUUAAAUCUGGGCAGAGCAGGAUAUCUAAGUUACAAUAUAGUUCUGGAGGGGUUGCUUUAUCUUCAAAAGGAAACAAAUUACUUGCCUUUGAAAGCAGCACUUAAUGGUUUGGAAUACCUAAAUAAGCGAUUUUCAGGACAUACAGAAGAACACGCCUUACUUAAGUCAUAUAUCCUGUCUCUUCUCGAUAACAUGAAUAUCCAAUUAGGCUAUAGAGAAAAUGAAGAUGAAAAUGAAGAAAGAUUAAAUGUUCUGUUACGACAAGAGAUAAAUAAUUGGUUCUGUAAAUUUGACGAUGAGGAAUGUGUAAAUAUUUUUACAGAGAGAUUUAAAAAAUGGAGAGAAUAUGAUAACACCCGUUUUAACCCGAAUGAAAGGCCCAUAGCGUACUGUGUAGCCAUAAGACAUGGCACUCCAGAAGACUGGGAAUUUUUAUGGAACGAAUAUGUUAGUUCCAAUUAUCCGACUGAUCAAAUAGUGAUUUUAAACGCUUUGGGAUGCAAUCGGGAUACCACUAUCUUAGAGAAGUAUCUGAAAUAUGCCAUUACCACUUAUGACAAAAACAACCCAAUUCGCAAACAGGAUAGUACAGCUGCCUUCGCUGCCGUUUAUAACUCUGGUCUGCUUGGUGCUGAAUAUGUUCUUGAUUUUGUUGAUAAGUACCACAAAGACAUGGAAAAAUACUACGGAGGACAGAGUACAAUAGCCACAAUCCUCGAUGGAGCGUCACAACGUCUUUCUACCAACGAAUCAGUGACUAAAUUCGAAAGUCUUAUAAAAAAACACGAAGAAAAUUUUGCGUCGAUUAAAGACUCUCUGGAUUACUCUUUAAAAAUUGCCAAAUAUGAAUUGAAUUGGUACAACGAUUUUUCGACAUCUAUAAUUCAGUGGCUAAAAACAUAUGACGAACUCAGAUAUCCUCUACCCUCAAAUAUAAUUCCUAAAAGUUACGUUAUUUCCCUUACACCUUAUUUGGAAGACGAUUUUCACUUCGAUGGAAAGGUGACGAUUGAAGCCGACGUUAACCAACCGACAGAUCAAAUCAUUUUGCACUCGUCAGAAAUUAAACAUCGUGAAGUGAACGUGAAAAAGAAAUCAGGAUCCAAUUUGGAAACACUGCCGAUCAAAACAAAACGGGUCGUAAAACAAUAUGACUUCUACGAAAUACAUCUCGAAAGCAAACAACCUAGUAGAACACAAUUGAUCAUUGAAAUCGAGUACACAGGUCACUUGAAUGCGACAGAGCAUCGUGGCUUCUACAAAAGUUCUUACGUGAACAAGACUGGAGGACUGAGAUGGCUUGCAGCCUCACAUUUAGAACCCGUUGGCGCCAGAAAAAUGUUCCCUUGCUUCGAUGAACCAGCACUGAAAGCGAUUUUUACUAUACAAGUUAAUGUGCUGGCAAAGUACCAGAAAUACUAUGCUAUUAGUAAUAUGGAAGAGGACAAAGUUGAUAAAAGCAAUAAAGAAUAUACAUCAUUCAUCUUCACUAAAUCAGUGCCAAUGUCGACAUAUCUAGUGGCAGUUAUCGUUUCCGAUUUUGAAUCUAAAUCAGCUGAAAGAGAUGGAACUAAAUUUGCUGUAUACGCACGUCCUAACGCCAUCGAUCAAACUGAUUACGCUCUAUUCGUGAUGGCUCCAUUGAUGAAGUUCUUUGAGACAACAUACAACCAACCUUAUCCGAUCUCAAAACUUUUUAUGGCAGCGUUGCCCGAUUUCUCAUCAGGUGCAAUGGAAAAUUGGGGUCUUUUAACAUAUAGAGAAUCAAGAAUGUUAUAUGACGAGAACCACUCGCCAAUCACAAACGAACAGGAUAUCAGAAACGUGAUUGCUCACGAAAUCUCUCAUCAAUGGUUCGGAAAUUUGGUCAGUCCUCAGUGGUGGAAGUAUCUUUGGUUGAACGAAGGAUUUGCUAGAUACUUUGAAUAUCACGCCCCAGCUCGUGUAUUUGACGACAAGACUUUGGAAUCGCAAUUUGUAGUGGACCAAGUACACUCUGCUUUCAGUGCAGAUAGUUCCAAAUCUACACAUCCCAUGAGUUACGAUGUAGCUACUCCUCGUGAAAUUCGAAGUAUAUUCGACUCAAUCAAUUAUGCUAAAGCUGGUAGCGUAUUAAGAAUGGUUGAAAAAACAUAUGGAAUCGAACUGUUCGAUAGUGCAUUAAAAGACUAUCUUGAAAAACGGAAAAACGAUGUUGCUACUCCUGAACAUUUAUAUGCAUCACUUCAACAAAAAAUAAAGGAAAAGGAACUAAACGAUGAAAUCAAAGAUAUCUUAGACACAUGGACAACUCAAUCUGGCUAUCCUGUCGUUAGUGUCACUGUUAAAAAAGAUUCUAUAAUUUUACAACAAAAACAAUUCUUUCUUAAAGACGAUGAAAGUAAUUCUGAUGAUACCAUAUGGCACAUUCCAAUCACGUGGGCAUCAAUUCAGAAUAAGUUAGAAUACUUUAAUACCACACCGAAAUUUUGGUUGAUUGAGAAAAAACAAAACAAAACAAUAGAAAAUCCAUCAGACUCACUUUUAAUAUUCAACAUACAACAAUCAGGUUAUUAUCGUGUAAAUUAUGACAAAGAACAUUGGACGAAACUAAUUAAUUAUCUUAAAAACGAGGAUAUUCAAACAAUUCACGAAACCAAUCGUGCAGCCUUAAUUAAUGAUCUUAUGAAUCUUGCAAGAGCAGGCUACAUUGAUUACAAGACUGUUAUAAAUGCUACAAUGUAUUUAGAAAGAGAAGAUAAUUACUUCCCAUGGCAAGCAUUCUUCAAUAAUCUGCCUUAUUUAAACAAUCGUUUUGUAGGACGUGAUAUUGAAGGCUUAUAUAAAAAAUGGUUAACAUCAUUAAUAGGUCCACUUUAUGCACGGCUAGGCUUUGAAGAUCGUGAGAAUGACGACAAUCUGACUAAAAUGUUAAGAAUAAACACUCGUAAAUGGGCCUGCAAACUAGAUAUAGCAGAUUGUAAAUUCAUUGCUGCAAGAUAUUUUCAACAAAAACAACAUUCCGGAACUAAUAUACCACCAAACUACCGCGAUGUCGUCUAUUGUACAGCUGUGCAAAUGGAUAAAACAAAUAAUUACAAAUUCCUCUGGCAGGAAUAUUUAAAAAGCAAUGUUACCAUAGAUAAACUCGUUAUUCUCAAUUCGUUGGCUUGUUCAGAAAACAAAGAUGUUUUAGAAGAAUUAUUACGGGAAACGGUCAAAGAAAAUUCACAAAUACGAUAUCAAGACAGUGCAAAAGUAUUCUCAAACGUUUACGAUGCAAGUUUAAUUGGCGUUGAAGCUGUCAUGACAGUAAUUAAAAGUGAUUACGAUAAUAUAUUGCACCUACAUUUCAAUGAUUUUACAAAAAUUGGAAAUAUAAUAAGCGCUUUGGCAAGCAGAUUAUCUACUCAUGACCUCUAUAAUCAGUAUACAAAAUUACUUAAUUGGUUGGGUGACAAAGAACCUGAAUUAAAAAAAUCCUUCAAUUCUUACUUGAAAACGGCGAUAUAUGAAUUCGAGUGGUACGAGAAAAAAGUACCAAUAAUUUUUGAAACAUUGGACAAUCUAUUUCCAAGCAUUACGUACCGUUUGCCGAAGACACUUGCUCCAAAAUUGUAUAACGUGUAUCUCACACCUCAUAUGGAAAAAGGCGUCUUUGAAGGAAAAGUAAAUAUAUAUAUAACAGUUGAGGAAGAUACUACAUUGAUAGCUCUCAAUUCUCACGAACUUAAUAUCUUAAACAUAAAAGUCUUAAGAAAUGACAAAGAAAUGCCUUGGUUGACUAAUACGACAAAUAUUCCACAACAACUAAGAAUAUAUUUAGCCAACUUUGUACAUAAAAAUGAGGAAAUAAUAAUAGAAAUUGAAUUUAGCGGGGUUCUUAAUGAUGAUAUGAAAGGAUUCUAUCGUAGUUCAUAUCUCGAUAGUAAAGGAGUACAACAUUGGAUAGCUACAACACAGUUUGAACCUACGCAUGCUAGACAAGCUUUCCCUUGCUUCGACGAACCAGCAUUUAAAUCGAAAUUUCAAAUUAAUAUUCAGAGGCUAAACCAUUACAACUCGUUAAGUAAUAUGCCACUCGAUACAUCAGUUCAAAAUCCAAAGGAUACUAAAUAUACAUGGGACAUAUUCCACACGACCAUUGUCGAUAUGUCAACAUAUCUGGUAGCAUUCGUUGUCUCUGAAUAUGAACCUGCGGUUCAUCCUGCAAACAGACUUAACGUAUGGGGCAGAUCGGAAGUCGCUCCAUAUGGAAAAUAUGCUCAAAAUAUUGGAAUGGGAAUUAUUAAUGCGUUAGAAAAUAUUACGGACAUUGACUAUGCUUUAUAUAAGCUCGAUUUGGUGGGAAUUCCAGAUUUCUCUUAUGGCGCAAUGGAGAAUUGGGGCCUUGCUACUUUCCGUGAAUACGCACUUUUCUAUAAUGAAAAAGAAACCACAUCGACAUAUGAAAAAUACAUAAUCACUAUAAUAGCGCAUGAACUUACUCACAUGUGGUUUGGAAAUCUCGUUACUUGUGAUUGGUGGGAUUACAUUUGGCUCAACGAAGGUUUCGCGCAAUACUUCGAAUGGUUUGCAUCUGAAAAGAUACGACCAGAUUACCAUUUCAUGGAUCAAUUCGUGGUUUACGAAUUACAUCCUGCUUUGUUAAAAGAUGCUUCGAUUUCAACACACGCAAUGACAAAUCCCGUUCAAACACCGGAAGAAAUAGCUGGUAUUUUUGACUACGUCACUUACGGCAAAUCUGCCAGUGUCUUACGAAUGUUCUUCAAUGCAUUUGACGAAAAGGAUUAUAUAUCGGCACUCCGUGAUUAUUUAAAGAAACAAGAGUUUCGUACGGCACUUCCCACAGAUUUAUGGAAAAGUUUUGAAAAGUACGUAUCAAUACCAAUUGAGAAUAGAAAGGCAAACAUCGAGGAAGUUAUGAAUACUUGGACGAAUCAACCGGGAUAUCCUGUCGUCAAUGCUACAUUAAAUAAUAAUAUAUUAACGCUUACUCAGGAACGGUUUUUACUGAACAGAAAUACCCCUGGUGAUGAGUUCUAUUGGAUACCAAUUGAAGUAUUCGUUCCAGCUGAUUCGUUUACUGUGUCUUCAGAGAACAAAAUAUCGAUAGAACCAAAACUUCAGAGCGCAUCUGCUGAUGUAUUUUCGGAGCAAAAAAUACAGCUAGGACCAAACCUUCAAAGCACAUUUUCCAGUGUAUCUUCUGAACGCAAAAUACAACUAGGACCAAAUCUUCAGAGCAAAUUUGCAGGUGUUUCUUCAGAGCACAAAGUAGAGUUACAACCAAAUCUUCAGAACACAUUUGCUGGUGUAUCUUUAGGACAAAAAGUACAGUUAGGACCCAAUCUUCAGAGCACAUUUACUGGUGUACCUUAUGAACACAAAGUACAACUAGGACCAAAUCUUCAAAGCAUAUUUGCUGAUGUUUCUUCCGAGCACAAAGUACAGCUAGAACCAAAAUCUCAAAAUAUAUUUGAUGGUGUAUCUUUAGAUCGUAAAGUAUGGCUGGGACCAGAACCUAAAAGAAUGUUUAUUAAUCCUAUUAACGACUGGUACAUCGUUAAUUAUAAACAAACUGGUUUCUACCGCGUUAACUACGAUCCUAAUUCCUGGAAUGCAUUAAUUAACAAGCUAAAUAAUAAAGGAUUUGAAGCUAUUAAUGUCUUGAAUCGUGCUCAAAUUAUAGACGAUCUCUUUAACUUAGCUCGCGCUAACUACGUAGAUUACGAAUUAGUAAUGAACGCAACGACAUAUCUGAAACAAGAGACACAUCAUUUACCCUGGAGAGCAUUCUUCAACGGCCUAUCAUAUGUUUAUGGAAGAUUUGAAAGCCCUUCCCAGCAAACUUACAUGAUUGAUCUAAAUCAAUACGUUUUAGAUUUAUUGACUGAUAUGUAUAAUACAGUAGGAUUUACUGAUGGCGAUUCCGAAAAGCAUUUAGACAAAUUAAAUCGGGAAAUGAUUCUUCAAUGGGCCUGCAAGUUGAACAAACCAGACUGUAUAGAAAGGUCUAAAAAUUUGUAUGCAACUUGGCGUAAAAACAGUAUUGAACGAAUUCCACGUAAUGCACGACCAGCUGUUUAUUGCACCGCAUUAAAACAAGGAAACACAGAUGAUUGGGAUUUCCUGUGGAAACAGUAUUUAAAAGAAAACUUUGCAACCGAGAAAAAAAUUAUUAUAACUGCACUUGGAUGCUCAACAAAUAAGACAGUGCUCCAAGAUUAUUUAAGAAAAGCUAUCAAAAAGUACGAUCCUGCCAAUGCUGACAUUCGCCGACAAGAUGUUUCAGCAGUAUUUACUUCCGUAUACAGUCAAAGUAGAGUAGGAGUAAAUGUUACUCUUGACUUUUUAAUGGCAAAUAACGAUGAACUAUACAACUAUUUUGGAAAAUGGAGCGACAUCGCAGACUUAUUUGUUAAUGUGGCAUCAUAUAUAUCAGACCAGGAACAAUACGACAAAUUGGUCCACUUUGUCGAACAAAAUAUAACUAAGUAUCCUAUAAUCGUUAAACAAAAAUUACGUUCCGCUAUUGCUAUUGCGGAAACCAACUUGUUAUGGUCCAAAAAUUACAGCGAAAAAAUUGGACGAUGGUUAGCGCAAAAAAUGCCACCUCCGGAACCACUAAGUUCUACAAGGAUAAAAUCAUUGGAUAUCGUUUCUACAAUUCUCAUUGCUUUAGUAUCAUAUCUUUUAACCUAUUACUAAGAACUAAGUUGAAUAAAAGAAUACAUAUAUUUAUAUUAUACAAAAUGUAAAAAAUGUAUUAUUGAUUUAUAUUUUUCAUUUAAUAAUUUGUUUUUUUACUCUAAAAACAGCAAAGUCAUAUAUUUACUUUGUAUAUAAUAUUUUAUUACAUUUAAUAAACAAAGAAUUCUAUCUUUAAUCGAGCUUUGUAAUUAGGCACAAGUAAAUAUUAUAUAAAAUAACAUAAAUAAUAUAUUAUUUAGUAAACAAUUUUUUAUAAUAUUAUAACCCAAUUUAUCUUAAUUACUAAUAAUUUGAACUUGAAAAAAUGUAUUAAGUGAAUUCUUACAAAACUAUUUUAUAAGAUGUUAAUAUGCAAGAUAAGGUGAUAUAUAUAGAAUAUACAUAAUAAUAAAUUACUUUGUACUAU